Aureobasidium pullulans EXF-150 is the source of this 1243-nucleotide messenger RNA. Its product is annotated as aquaporin. The transcript is spliced from 3 exons. Gene Ontology annotation, cellular component: plasma membrane. The coding region runs from base 1 to 1107 and encodes 368 amino acids. Gene Ontology annotation, biological process: water transport; glycerol transmembrane transport. Gene Ontology annotation, molecular function: water channel activity; glycerol channel activity. NCBI's taxonomy places the organism in Eukaryota, Fungi, Ascomycota, Dothideomycetes, Dothideales, Saccotheciaceae. The record is from RefSeq and is a predicted model, not a curated record.
AUGAAGCUGAAGAGAUGGACGACCCGACCAGGAGAUCACGUCGAGCAUAUCGGUGAGCAUGGAGAUGCUGGUGGCGCACCACUGGAUACCAACACGACAACAUCGUCGUCUGAAGGAUUGCGAUAUACCAGAACUCACCUCGGUCUUCAUCCGCAUGCACCCAUCGCGGAGGAACAUGACGCAACGAAGUAUUCCAGUUUGUGGUGGAGCAAGGUUAGAUUGGCGUUGAGAGAGCCUUUUGCCGAAUUCUUUGGAGUCAUGAUCCUCGUCUUAUUUGGUGAUGGAGCGGUGGCUCAAGUGCUUCUCAGCAAAGGGCAGACGAGCGCACCCGGCGGUGAUGGUUACGGAAAUUACAAUGCCGUAUCUUGGGGAUGGGCUAUUGGCGUGAUGCUGGGUGUAUACAUCGCUGGUGAUUCUGGAGCAUACCUCAAUCCUGCAAUUACCUUCACCAACUGCCUUUUGCGAAAGCUGCCAUGGCGAAGAUUCCCGGUAUACUUCCUUGCACAAUUCCUCGGAGGUCUCGUUGCUGCUGGAAUCAUAUACGGCAACUAUGUCAACGCCAUCAAUGCGUACGAAGGUCAUGGUGUCAGAACGGUACCUCCAAGCCCGACUGCGACUGCCGGUAUAUUUUGCACCUACCCUCAAGCAUACAUGACCAAGGCGAGCAUGUUCUUUUCCGAAUUCAUCGCCAGCACAAUCUUGAUGUUUACUAUAUUCGCCCUUAAGGACGACACGAACAAUGGAGUGUCUCAAGGCGGAGGCAACUGGUUUCCUCUGGGCUUAUUCUUCCUGAUCUUCGGCAUCGGUGCAUGCUUUGGUGUUGAGACCGGCUAUGCGAUCAAUCUGGCUCGUGACUUUGGACCACGUCUGAUGAGCUAUGCCUUGGGUUACGGACAUGAAGUGUGGAGUGCUGGAGGAUAUUACUUCUGGAUUCCGAUGGUUGCACCAUUCUGCGGAUGUGUGUUCGGAGGUAUCCUCUAUGACGCAUUUAUAUAUACAGGGCCUUCGCCCCUCAAUACAGAGUGGCUGGGGUUGAAGGACGUGGUGCAUCCUCGCCAGGCGAUCGAUGAGAGACUUCGGGUGCAGAGGAAGGAAGGUAUUGUCUAGACGUUCACCGUCGAGCAGGCAGAACACACAGUCGGUGGAGGUAUUAAUAGGCAGUUCGAGCUCUCAUAUCGUGAUCGUAGUAGACAUAAUAGCCACAUCUGUAUAACAUUAAUUGAUGAGAGUUGUUGAAUGUUUC